CAACUGAAUAUGCACAUACAAAAAGAACAUCAACGUUUAAUUCUGAUUCUAACCUCUAUAACCCCGGUUAUUCAUCGAAAAUAAGAAAUUAUUGCACCUUCUAAAAAAUCUGAAGAUGUUCGCUAGUAAAUUGAUUAGGACAUGCUCGAAUUGCAUGAAACCACGUCUUGUUCAAGGAAGAAAACACAUUUCAUUAUCUCCCCAUCUAAGAUUGUUUAUACAGACACAAGAGACACCCAAUCCAAACAGUCUCAAAUUUCUACCUGGCCAGAAGGUUUUGGAAGCUGGACAAACAAUGGAUUUUCCUAAUGGGCAAGCAGCUUUUUGUUCACCACUUACGAAACUUUUAUUUCGAAUUGAAGGAGUAAAAUCUGUCUUCCUUGGGCCUGACUUUAUUACUGUGACAAGGUUGGAUGAAGAUGUAGAAUGGAAAUUGUUAAAACCAGAGAUAUUUGCUACUAUUAUGGAUUUCUUUGCUUCUGGCUUGCCAAUCCUGCAUGAUGCUGUACCAAAUUCUGAUACUCAAAUUAAAGAAGAUGACAGUGAAAUAGUACAAAUGAUCAAGGAACUGCUUGACACACGAAUCCGACCGACGGUGCAAGAAGAUGGCGGUGAUAUCAUAUUCGUGGGCUUUGAUGAUGGAGUUGUGAAGCUGAAGAUGCAAGGAUCAUGCACAAAUUGCCCGAGCUCAACGGUGACAUUAAAGAAUGGCGUCCAGAAUAUGAUGCAAUUCUAUAUUCCUGAGGUGCUGGCUGUGGAGCAAAUUGAAGAUGAAGCUGACAAGGUCACCAAAUCUGAAUUUGAAAAGUUUGAAGCUUCUUUGAAGCAUAAAAUACCUGAAGCGAAGGCUAGUACCCCAACCACAGACAAUACAAAGAAAUGAGGAGUCUAGUUUUGCUAUUAUGCACUGUAUAAAUGUUGAAAAUGUGUAGUAAUAUAUGAACCUGAUAAUUUGUGAUUAUAAAUAGUUAGUAUAUUUCAAACGUUUGAAUCUUUCUUGCUAGGUUAUUACAAUAGAACCCAUAUGACUUGAUGAAUAUAUUUUAACAAGACACGAAUAAAAUGAAGCAGUAAAUA
Messenger RNA from Dalotia coriaria, 1077 nucleotides. RefSeq names its product NFU1 iron-sulfur cluster scaffold homolog, mitochondrial-like. The coding region runs from base 116 to 883 and encodes 255 amino acids. Lineage: Eukaryota; Metazoa; Arthropoda; Insecta; Coleoptera; Staphylinidae. The transcript has 3 exons. Gene Ontology annotation, biological process: iron-sulfur cluster assembly. The record is from RefSeq and is a predicted model, not a curated record. Gene Ontology annotation, cellular component: mitochondrion. Gene Ontology annotation, molecular function: iron ion binding; 4 iron, 4 sulfur cluster binding.